AUGCUUUCGCCGGCCCUGUACCGCAUGCUGAUCGUCGGCUUCGUUGCCCUCGGCAGCAUGACCUACGGCUACUGCUCCAGCAUCAUCGCCACCACCCUCGGCCAGCCGUCCUUUAUCGCCUACUUCAACCUCGACACCCGCUCCAACGCCACGCAGCUCAUCGGCGCCAUCAAUGGCCUCUUCCAGGCGGGUGGCCUCGUCGGCUGCCUGUCGUGCGUGAAAUCGGCUGAUGUGCUUGGUCGAAAGCGCGCCAUCUUCAUCACGGCCAUUGUGGCGCUGAUUGGGGGCGCGCUGCAGGCCGGCAGCGUGAGCAUCGCCAUGUAUCUCGUCUUUCGCUUCGUCACUGGUCUGGGAAUAGGCUCCAUCGUCGUCCUCAUCCCCCUCUACCAGUCCGAGAUCGCGCCGCCUCGCAUCCGCGGCCUCCUCGUCGGCAUCCACGGCAUCAUGAUCUGCAUCGGCUACUCCGUCGCCAGCUGGGUCGGCCUCGGAUUCUACUUUGUCAACGCCUCUGGCGCCCAAUGGCGGCUUCCCCUGGCCAUUCAGUGUCUCCCGCCCCUGAUUCUCGCCAUUGGCGUCCCGUUUCUGCCAGAGUCUCCCCGAUGGCUGCUCGAUCAGGACCGUCCCGAUGAUGCCCUCAAGGCGUUUGAAGCAGUGCGGGCAGAGAGUGACGACUCCAUGCUCAAUGACAGGUCUGCGAUUCUCGAGGAGUUCAACACGCUCAAGGGUCUCAUCCAGCACGAGAAGAUGACCAAGCAUCGGUUCGUCGAUCUCUUCAAGUCGCCUGGAAUGCGCAAGAGGUGCUUCCUGGGCUUUCUCGUCAUGUUUGGCUGUCAGGGAACAGGAACCCUCGUCAUCAAUAACUACGGCCCAACUCUAUACAAAGCCCUCGGCUUCACCACCGUCAGCCAGCUCCUCAUCCAAUCCGGCUGGGUCAGCAUCUGCCCCUUUGGCAACGCCAUCAACUCCGUCCUCGUCGAUCGCGUCGGCCGCACUCGCCUCCUCGUCAUUGGCUUCGUCGGCGUCGUCACGGCUCUCAUCGGCGAAUGCAUCACCGUCAGCAUCUUCCAGCGCACAAAGUCCCGCGGCAUGGCCGGAGCCGCCGUCUUCUUUCUCUUCUGGCACAUGGUCUGCUUUUCGUCCACAUCCGAUGCCACGUCGUACAUUUACGCCUCUGAAAUCUUUCCCACUCCGCUCCGAGCAAAGGGCCUUGCCGUGUCUGUUUCAGGGCUGUUUGUUGCGACAAUCAUCUUCUUGCAGGUUGCUCCGACUGCUUUUGCGACCAUUGGGUGGAAGUACUAUCUCGUCUUCCUCAUCAUUUCGGCUGUUUGUGCCGUCGUCUUUUACUUUUACUAUCCCGAGACAAACCAACUCUCUCUCGAACAAAUUGGCGAACUAUUUGGAGACAAAGUGGAAGCAGUAAACACAGAGGAAAAGACUGAUUCAACCAGGAGCACCACUGUUGAAGAUGUUUCUGACAAGGCUUGA
This is a messenger RNA of Trichoderma atroviride IMI 206040, 1485 nucleotides long. RefSeq lists its product as uncharacterized. Gene Ontology annotation, biological process: transmembrane transport; carbohydrate transport. Gene Ontology annotation, cellular component: membrane. Gene Ontology annotation, molecular function: carbohydrate:proton symporter activity. The record is from RefSeq and is a predicted model, not a curated record. Lineage: Eukaryota; Fungi; Ascomycota; Sordariomycetes; Hypocreales; Hypocreaceae.